GAUGAAACUGUACGGCUCUGGGACCCGGUGACGGGCGCGCUACAGCAGACUCUCGAGGGCUACUCAGGCUGGGUCCGGUCAGUGGCCUUCUCGCCUGACGGCCGGCUGCUAGCGUCUGGCUCCGAUGAUGAAACUGUACGGCUCUGGGACCCGGCGACGGGCGCGCUACAGCAGACUCUCGAGGGCCACUCAG
Penicillium egyptiacum is the source of this 193-nucleotide messenger RNA. Lineage: Eukaryota; Fungi; Ascomycota; Eurotiomycetes; Eurotiales; Aspergillaceae. The record is from the annotation of a GenBank genome assembly.